Halichondria panicea is the source of this 1005-nucleotide messenger RNA. RefSeq lists its product as uncharacterized. The transcript has 6 exons. Bases 168 to 860 code for a protein of 230 amino acids. The record is from RefSeq and is a predicted model, not a curated record. NCBI's taxonomy places the organism in Eukaryota, Metazoa, Porifera, Demospongiae, Suberitida, Halichondriidae.
GGGUGUAUGGCUCUAUUUAUGACUGCUAUAAAAAAUAGUGUGUCUGUCUAUCACGAUUGAUUGCUGCACUGCUAGCUGAAAAAACAAAAUUGCACUGGGCCGCCUCCUAGACAAACUUGACUACAACUACAAAUCAACUGAUCUCCAACUUCAAGUAAGGUAUCGCCAUGAAGGGUCUCCUACUAGUACUGUGUCUCCUCCCUGCUCUGUUGAGUGCCAGCCCAGUGAAUAAGGAAUCAGAAACAUCGUCCAUUCAAGACACUCUCACCAGCUUCCUUCGUGUUCGCAGACAGAGCCCAGCCACGUGCAACAGUAACAGUGACUGUCUGGCUGAUCCCACUCUGAACCCUCCAGUCGAGCUUGUACAAUGUUUCCCAGGCACCGGGCCAGGUGGUGCAGGACAGUGUGAGUGCUCCCAAUGCUUCAUGCUAAACAGCAAUGGUCUCUGUGAUGUUUCUCUUUGCCCUGACUACCUCUACAACAAUGUCAGCGAUGUGUGUGGACAAGACAGUCGGCCCAGGCAACUAACGGCAUUCCUUGUUUCUUUGUUUGCCUCUUCCACUGGGGCUGCCAACUUUUAUAUUGGACAAGAUGGACUAGGUGGUGGUCAAUUGGUUUUGCUGUUGAUCGUCUUGUUCGUACCGUGUUUCAUGUGCUGUCUACCAUGCUGUAUGGCCUGCUGCAUGGAAAAGGAUGAUGUUAAAGGGAGUUUCUUCUUCAUUAUCAUAAUGAUUGUGGUUGUUCUCCUAAUAAUCGUUGCCUCCCUGGCCAUGUCUGCUUGGUGGAUUGCUGACCUUAUCAUCUUUGCUACGAACCAGCGACUAUCUAGCAAUGGAUGCACUCUUACUCCAUGGGGUUGAACUUGAACUUAUAACACUAUAGCUGAUUGAACUGCUGUAUAUACAAUUGUGUCAUUUUAUUGUUUAGUUAAUAAUUAUAACAAUUAUGCUUUUCUUUUUAUGGUAAAAUAAUGGCUGGUGAUGUCAUGUAAUGUAUUAUUCAUAA